This is a messenger RNA of Bombus pyrosoma, 11424 nucleotides long. Its product is annotated as peroxidasin-like. Gene Ontology annotation, cellular component: neuron projection membrane. Gene Ontology annotation, biological process: synapse organization. The record is from RefSeq and is a predicted model, not a curated record. The transcript has 9 exons. NCBI's taxonomy places the organism in Eukaryota, Metazoa, Arthropoda, Insecta, Hymenoptera, Apidae. Bases 1040 to 1978 code for a protein of 312 amino acids.
GCCGGCGAGCGAGCCGUUUCUCCAAAAAACUUCCCCUCAAUUACAUUGCGCUGAGAUUUCCGUGUCCAUCUUUCGAAUUUUCGGCUCCUCGACCCGCGUGGCUUCUUUACUCGUCGCGUUUUCGCCGUUCGUUUUAUGCUUUCCUCGUAAACUCGUCGUAGGCUGUUUCGUUCAAACUGUUUGAUCCUCGAUAAGUUUGGAUAAGUUCGAAGUAGGAGAUCGAACAAGUUAAUCGAUAGUGAGAUUAACUUCCCAUUUUACGAAAUACGUACGAUCGAUUUAUGGGUCGAGGAAGGUAUUCACGAAGUGCGAACAGUGUUUGUAUUGACGAAUAUGGAAAAUUUUGACGAUAUGUGACGAGAUUCUGUCGAUCGUGCGACAAAAAGUAAAUGACCCGAUUUUCGACUGACAAGUCGUAAGACGGAUGUACCUUGGUGGGAUGUAUCAGUGAGGAACGAUAGGUGUUGUGAUUUGGAAGAGUGUACAAAAUUCACGAUUCGUGAUUCUCGAGACUAGUGAUCGAAUCAAACUCCUCGAAAGGAUCUCGUAUGCGUGUGUCGUCAUCGCGUCAUCGUGCUGGCCUUAACGAGGCGCAGUUAGCGUCGGCAUCGUUAGGGAGCGUGGAACGCGAGUGGACUGGUGCUUCCAAAUCCUCGAAAUUAUCGCCGCGAUUCCUAGCACCCUUGGUGUAUAGUGAGAACAGUGGUUCGUCGUUCGUGUCCACCUUCUCUCGAUAAUUCGUCCUCGCAUCUCGAAGAAGGGAGGCACGUAAGCGAUCCGUGGGUACGCGAACGUGCUUCCUUAAAGUGUACCUUACGCGCGGAUAUGCGCCGUUAAUGAAAGAAUCUGGCGUAAUUGCUCGCGGAGACGAUCGGAGCGUCCUUUCGUGGCCAGAAGUCGCGAGAAUAGCGAACCAAGCUAACGAAAAAGGGGCAAGGAGAAAGGAGGAAAGAAGAAAUCGAGCAGAGAAGGAUCAGAAGGAGACGAGAGGCACCGCGUCUCAACUUUCGAAACAGAGAUGAGUUGAGAAUCGACUACGAUGUUGAGUCGUCUUUCGGCCGUGGUGGCCUCCAUUUUGGUUCACCAGCUACACGUUUUGUGUGCCGCCACCUCAUUAGGUGCUAAGCCGUUUCCUGGACUGGAAAACCUGCCGAGGUCGUUCUGGCAUGAGCUCAGUUCGCCUUUUACCGAGGUAUACGAGGUGGAAAGUUUCGCAACAGAGACGGGCGGCACUCCGGAGCCGAGGCCCUUUUUCGAAGAUCCAGAGAGCAACAUUACCGUGCAACUCGGUGCUCAAGUAUAUAUGCACUGUAGAGUACAAAACCUGCAGGAUACGCUUAAGGUGUCGUGGGUUCGCAGACGAGGCGACGAGUUGCACUUGCUCACGAUCGGUUUGGACACGUACGCGAGCGACUCUAGGUUCUCGCUGGCCCUGGAGAAGCCGAAUGAUUGGCGGUUGCUUUUGCGUUCGGCUACCGAACGAGAUGGCGGCGUGUACGAGUGUCAAGUCAGUGCUCAUCCGCCAUUAAUCAGAACUGUCCAUCUCACCGUGUCAGUGCCGAAGGUUGAGAUCGUGGACGAGCACGGUGCCACGGCUGGUGACAAAUUCUACAAAGCGGGCAGCACGAUAGAAUUGAAGUGUGUGGUCAGCAAUAUACCGCAGCCUACCGGAUAUGUUACGUGGCGGCACGGAUCCCGCACGCUGAAUUACGACACUACCCGUGGAGGAAUCAGCGUGAAGACUGACAUGGGCGCCAGCGGCGCGAUAUCCAGGCUCUACAUUGCCAACGCGAAUAAAAAAGACAGCGGGAAUUACAGUUGCGCUUUGGCGGACGUCGCGGCAGCUACCACGGUCUCCGUCCACGUAUUAAACGGCGAGAAUCCGGCAGCCAUGCAGCACGGUGGUUGCGCGAAUCUUCAGGCGACGUCGUUCGUUCUCAUCGUCAUCACGAUGCUAUUCCCGUCGCUUUUCAGGUGACCGUGAUGUCCUAAUCACUCUCUGGGCCUGCAGUUCGAAUGGUGCUAACUCCCUUCAUUCUCGCGUCAAAUGGAACGCGAGAAAAUUCCGAAGAAUCCGAAGUAAUUGUCUUUCCCGGCCCAUAUGUCGAGCUUUGCAAGGAACGGACGCACUUUCGCAUUCGAAAUCGAUUUUUACACCGAAAACCGAUAAGCACCAACCGGCCGAAUCAAUUCCGACUCGUGAUACGAAGAAAGAAGACAGUAAGAAAUCAGCAAAAACUUUCUCCACGGUAUACGCAAAUUACUAUAAGACAGAGAGAGAGAGGGAGAAAGAGAGAGAAACGUUUGUGCUGAAACCACUGUUUUACACGAGAUGUCGUCAAAGGAUCCGAUUGUUCGACAAAGGACUUUCCUCCCCCUUUCGUUUCGUUUCUUUUUCAAUACAUCGAACUGCAUAGAUGGAAACGCGAAAUUUCCCCGUGACAGACAACGAAGUUAUCCCCUUUAUCGUGAACAUUCGUCGAUCCUGUUUACCGAGCUCAAGGUUCGCGCAUCUCGUCUACCAUAUCGUACGUGAAUUUCCACGAAUAUUUUUGCGUAUGGCGGUUCGAGCGGCUCGCUUUGAACGCUGCACGAUACCAAGAGAGGAUUCUCCACUGCCUUUUACUCGGUCGAUCUCUUGGUUCGCGUGUAAAAAUUGGAAACGUACCCUUGUGGGUUCAUACCGCGCACGAACAUUAUCAAAACGAAAUAAAGACAAAUCGAACGUGAAUUAUCGUGAUUUGAAAUUCGUUCAAGCAGAUUAACAUAUCAAUCUUUUUCUCAGAACGAAAAUCGCGACUCUUCUCGUUCCUUCCGACGAAUAAUUCUAUUAAAAAAAAAAAAAAAAAAAAAAGAAGAAAAGAAACUGAUUUGACUUGUCGCAGCUGAAACGCCGGGAAUCGAACAGAGUUUAUUUCUUUGAAACUGAAAAAGUUUUGGGAAUAAAUAGCGACCUAGAAUUGUUUAUCCGAAUGGAGCACGCGUGGUACACGAACCGUGCCGAAAACAGACGAGUACGCGUAACACUUUUUAUCGCUGUCAUUCUAGUUUUAUCGAAUGUAAUUGCAUGUUUCGGUCUUUUUAAUCCUCGACACGGCAUCGUUGCAUUAGCAUAUUUGCUUUUCAAGCGUUUUGUUUUCUUUGGUGUUUCUUAUUCGACACGGUGAUAACUUUUAUCCCGUGAAAUAUACAAUGUCGAAUGAAAAUAAAAUAUAUUCCAACGUAAGUUAUCGCGAUAGUUUAUGAUCCGCUGAUAACAAUUAAGGGGUUACAGGAAUCGAAGUGUUUUACAAAGAAAUUUAUAUUUAAAUACGCUUCGAUUUUAUCCAAAAGCUGAUGAAUUUUCUUACUUUACCAACGAUCAAUUUAACUAUCAAACUAUUGAACUAUUAAAGUUUGAUUAAGUUUGACGAGUGAAUCCGCGUUUGAAGCCUUUGUGGUUCACGCGUUGAACAGUUUCACAAAGAGAAUAUUUUCUUCAACUGUGUCGGAAACUCUGUCGAAUUUUUUCCAACUUGGCAAAGCAACGCCGCCCGACUAACGUCGAAAUGAAAUUAGAAACGCGUCUUGUCAAGAUAUGUACCGAGUUGCGAGAAACAUCGUUUCCCGAUUAUUUGCAAAAAUCUCCAGUCGAUAAUUCUGAAUCUCAUCCGAAUAUUUUAUACAAAUUUCAUCCAUUGAAACAGUCAAAAUCAAACGUGAUGCUUCUGAGGUGAUUUUCAUAUUUAAAGCACAUGCAUAUUCCUCGUACACGUUCUACGUUCACGCGUGAAAAUAAAGGGAAUAGAGUCGGUCGAUUGAACAAUUUACGCAGCUCGCCUGUUCCAUUUUGCAGGGGUUUCGCGCGAGCGAAAUGCACAACGGCGGAUUUGGCAAAAAGAAACGCGAACGAGAGACGCAAACAUUACGGCGAUGUGUCGCGCAAGUUGAAGCGUGAAAUAAUAGUUGGGCCGCGGGCUCUUGAAAUUAUUACACGAUAUAAAAUACUCGUUUCUACGCGGCGCCAGAAGCGUUGUUCAACCGGCCAGACAAUGACCGUUCAUAAAAUUUCGAAUCACUCGCUUAGCCUCCUCUGUGUUUAUUGCGCGCGACUAUGCAAAUUUGCUUUCACUUCGCUCCGCCGCUACAAAUUUAACACUUUGAUUACCAGACCGUUGCCAGGACAAUCAUUUUUGCAUCGGUCACUGGGCCCCACCACCGACUGGUUAAAUGCGCUUGUAUAAACGCCGGAUAUACGCGAUCGAUCUGUCCAAUUCACGUCCGCCCACUCUAUGACGUACAACCGCGCGUAUUAAUCGCUUUUCUCGCACAUCGCCGAUACCUUUUAUUUUUUUAUCCUUUUCUUUCCUACUUUUUUAGUUUCAUGCACGCUUCUUCGAUGAACCUGGCGGGAAAAGGGUUGGCGCGAGUCGUCGACCCUUCGUCGGCGAUUACGAAAACCGACCAUGAGAUUUUUACGUCGAUUAAUGGGGAAUCGCGAAGAACGAUCGAUUCCCAUUACUUUCGAUUUGUUUGCGACGCGACAAGUUCGAUCUUAUCGCGUCUUUUAUUCUUUCUAACUCGGUCUUUUGUUUUUUAAAAUUAUUUUUCCACAAAUUGCGCAGCUCACACGAAACUGUACAUCGAAUCGGACGAUGUUUUUUACCACCUUUUUUGCCUUCUUUUUUUUUUUAAACAAUACAACACGCUUCGCGCUGGCUCAAAUAUUUUUCCACGCAAAGCUAAACCGAUAUACCCGUACAAACGCAAAGAGGAAGUUUUAAUUCUGCGCUGUGUUCUACACACAUCGACUGUCCCUCUUUCGGAAACGAUCCAAUCGAGAACGAUAAAGUUCGAAUAACAAUGAGCCUCCUCUGUUGAAAAAUUACGAUUCCUUCAAUUACAUACAGCAUCCCUUUGUGUGCAGAUCCAGCGUGCGGGCUUUCAAUCAACUAAACAAAACGCCGACACCGGUGAAAAGCAAAUAAAGAGCACGUCACGUCGUAUUAAAAAAUAGUAAUAUCGGCUUUUUGGUUUUCGAUUCGUAUCCUCUGUUUCUAUGUACUCUGCCCUUCGCUAUCUAACAGCUCGGAUAUUUCGGUCAAUUUAUAUUAAACGAUACGUUAUUAGCAGAUUGUACAUCAAAAUUAUUUAGUUUCAAAUUAUAUUUAAUUUAUUCUAUACUAAUAUUUUUCCGUUCAUCGACUCUUCGAUAUUCUACUACACACGGGCUGUUGCGGUAAUCACGAAGAAUAAAAUUAUCAGAAAUUUUUCUAUCUAUAAUUUCAUACAUCAAAAACAAACAUAUGAUACUUAUGAACGUUGGUGUACAAGAUGCGCUAUGUUUCUUUCGCAAAAUGGUACUAGUAUAUUUUAGAAAUAAAAAUAAGAAACAUAGGUAGCCUGAAAUCAAACGAAACUCCGAUACGUUCUUACUUUUACCUAUGUCUAUCGUGAUUUUCUAAUAAAACAUUGACGCGCCAUCUUUUUCUUAUUUUUACCAUUUCGCGUGCAGAGUCUUCCGUGAUUUUUCUAACGCGUUUUGUCUUCUUCCUCGAACGAUGAAAGCCGCAUAUGCUAUAAGUAACACAACACGCGAAGCAAAGGAAAAUCCAAUACGUUGUUGCAUUGAUCGAAACUUCCUAACCAAAGCCACAUUUGCGCACCAUCUUUUUCUUAUUUUUAUCACUUUGCGCGUAAAAGACACGAAACGGAGUAGUGUACAAUAUGUAAUACUGUGUUCCUUUGGGAAAACAAUUUCGAACGCAUGGAAAUCCUGUCUGCAUUUCCGCGCGUCUCUGUUGCCUCUGUUCGCCGAAUUCCUGUAAGCGAAAGUUGACCGCGUAAUUUCAUUUUGCGCCAUUGAGGUUCGAUCCCCACUUGAAUCCGCGCGAUUUGAGACGCAUAACCAACGGGAUCGAUGGUAACGUGACCAGAGGUCGAUCACGAAAUCGAAAUCACCGAGAGAUUCGACCCGAAGUGGUUAAACGGAUCGUGACAAUGAUGUCGGGUCACUUCCGUGUAAAUCAGCGUUUGCUGCUGCUGAAUAUUGCAACCUUCUGCCUGAAUAAUACAAUGAUUUAUCGAGAGCAUUGUUACACGGCCAGGUGAAAAGUACGUGGCAACCCGCACAAAAGUCACACUCGCGUAACCGAUAUCUGCGAUAAAUUGAAUUAUCAUCUGGAACGUGUCGCGCCUCUUUUUUACCCUCCACUUCUUCUUCUUUGCUCUUAAAAUCGUUUUACACUCGAUCGUGUCCUUUUGUAUCGUUAAGAAAUUUUUAAGGAAUCCUUGCCAAUGUAUAUCGUUUUUUAAGUACAACAGGAUUUGUUGCGAAUUGUCGACUAAAGAGCAACCGGUCAGGUCAAACCGAUCGGUCGAUAUCGCGUACCUCGAAUGAAUUAACGCUCAAGGUGGAGGAGGUUUAAUAGAUCGAGUGUUAGAUUAAUCUAGAAUUGUAUUUGCACUUGUAUAAAAGUAACGUUUGAUGUUAUGAACACGGCGGUGAUAGGAUCUUGUUGGGAGUGAAGUUUUCACCCGCACGGCACGAUGUCCGAUGAUGAACCGUCUUUCUACGUUGCUGAUUCUCCUUACCAGCCGUUGGGUUUCGUCCGUCCAUCGUGCCCUUCCGGCUGGUUCUUUCCCGAGAUUUUUUACCUGACCUCGGAGUCGUUAGGUUUACAGCUCGGCGAGGACAUGUAAUUCGGAAUUGCAAUGAUUUAUCGAGACGCUGACUCAAAAUUCCGAACAGGAUUAAACGUACGAACAUUGUUUGAGGUACCAGGUUGUGUUCAUAAUUUUCGUACAAUCUGUUGAAUUUGUAAUUGAAUGACGGAAUACCUAACAUCGUCAUAUGUUGCACGUUAUACUCGUAAGUCGAUUCUAUCGUUAAUGUCAUGUAUCAUUUUUAUCGUUAAUCAAAUCAAAAUAUUUAUUGCUCGCUGAAAAGAUAAACAUCUUCCACUGGAAAAAUCCAAUCACUGGACGAGAUUCGAAAGAAAAAUCAUACUGCAAUCUAAAUGGUCGAAGACGGGAUUCUCGAAAAACAAAUUACCGUUUUAUCGAUGAAAUUUCUUACUCGCAUGCACGAAUAUUCUUUUACGCGCUUACGAAGCAGCGAUUCCAAUUCUUUAUAAAGGGAAAAUAAUGGUAAUCCGUUUGUCUGCUCGGACUUUUUCGCUCCCUGGUUCUUCCACUGCUCUGCCGUCGAGCUCCCCCUCAUUUAUCGUUUCGUAUCCAUAUGAUAUCUUGUUUGCCUCUCCACUAUCCUCCAGGCUUUUUCUCGGCAAUGGCCCAGUCUCCCGCCGGAAUCGUCAUCCAUUUCUAUUUCUUCAAGAGCGUACCUCUGUCGCCCGUUGGAAUUCGUAAAAAGAAGCAUUUGCGAAUUAAUGGUAAACACUCGGUGGUUCGGUUUCCAUCGUGAGAAAACGUUUUCCCGGCAAAUUCGACUGGGGAAACAGCUUCGAAAGGGAAUCGUCCGCUGCGUUUCCUCUCGAUUCGCCCAUCUUGUAUCAAUUAGAGCGUCGAGUUUUCGAGCUAUUCGCAGUUAAGUGAGAAGAAUUGGAGAGCUGCUACGAUAAAUAAUACGUUCGUUUUAAUGGAAUUAUUUUGAUCGUUCGUUAAAUAUUGUAGAUUUUCUGUACUUCGAAAAAAGAAGAAUUCUGAAGAACUGGAUUCUUCGUCUUGUUGAAUCCUCUUUACUUAUUCUUUAUUCCCUCCUUGUUCUCUUCAUUUAUAUAUUCAUAUUGUUACCGUUACCAUGUUUUGUACGUUUCAUGUAUUUAAAAGAAUUUCAUUCACUUAUGGAAUUUUUAGAAGAUGGAAUUGAUUGUUGAAAAAUGUAAAACUUGUAAGACGUUGUUUUGGACUUCUGCGAAGUAUCUGUAUCUCAUUUAUAAUGUAAAAUGUUUUACAUUUUCGAGCAGAGUUUUAUUCAUUGGAAUCUUCGUAAGAUGGAAUUGAAAAUUUAAAACGUGUAAGACGUCCCUUUUACAUUUUUCUGCAAUUCUAUCUCGCUGUUACGAUAAAAUAGUAAUAGUUUGUUACGUAUUGUAAAAUUUCAAAUAUAUUUCGAAAUAAUCGAACCUUUCUACUUAAUGGUAGAACGUCGAGAAAAGCAAAAUGUGAAAUUAUUUAGUGGCUUUUAUAUUGGAAGACUAAAAAAACACAUAAGAUUCUUUGCAAUUUUUUUAAAUAUAAUGCCACCAUAAUUGGGUCUAAAUUGGAACUGAAAGCGUUCCACGGAAGCCAAGGCUUGCUUUAAAGGGGCAUAAAGCUUUCAUUGUGCGCACUGUCGUUUCUACGGUCUCCACAAUUCAUCAAAGUCGAAUGGAUCUAUUUUAAAUUGAAAAUGAGAAGUAUAUCGGGAAUUACGUUUUCAUUUAACCGCGUAUAUUUUCCCAUUAUUGUUUCAGUAAAUGAUUUAACUUCUUAUUAUUCUGAAUUAAACUUCGUCUCACCGUAUAACUUGUUAUGCGUUACUUUUUAUGCCAUUUUUAUACCCAUCAAUUUUUAAAGCAUAUCGCACAAGUUUAACAACUAUAUUACCUUUUUAGUUCUAUUUAGAAACUGUCGAGCACUGAAUAUAAUAUCGCUAUUACUAUUUCGUGUUUGCUGGAACAUUUAGUAUAAUAUUUGUUUGGUAUAAUAUUCGUUGAUCGUUAGAACGAUGGCUACCGUGGACAUUUUUCGCAUCGUUUCACUCGACAACUGCUAAACUCUAUAACGAAACUACGUAUAGAAGGAAUUUCAGUAAUCGAAAUGAACGCCAGUCAUGAAUGUAAUAGAAUUUGUUUGAUGGAAUUUUCAUUGGUUUGGACACAAUUUCCUGUCUUACUGAAACAUGACAAACACAUAGAAUCGAAGAAAUAUUUCUGAACGAGUUACGGUUGACAUUAUAACCGAGCAGAGAUCUUUAAAAACGAACAAUAUAGGCAUUGUUAAAUAACGAUAUCAAAUGAGAAUAUAAUGCAGAUGAAUACCGUUCGCCUUCUUUUAAAAGGACGAUUUGCAAUUAAUUUCGUUUUAAUUAAAAAUUUGUUAAAAUUCGCAUUUCAUAUGUUUAUGCGUGAAAUUCGGCUCUCUCGGGGCUUUAAAUAUUAAUUAAGUAAAACUUCAACAGCGAAACCUACUUAAUCGAAUUUUGAUUUUAACUGGAAUUUUGUUCGUUUAUUAUCUUCCACAGCGUAAGCUGUAUUUUCUCUUAUAUGUCUAUUCGGUAGAUCGGCGAAAAACGGGGAUCGUUUAACGCAUUGAACGCGGAAGACGAUUUCCUAUUUCCUUGCGCACGAUCCCUGGAUAAGUAGACACGUGUUAUAGAAAAAUAGAUUUCCUCCUCCUCCGAUAAGCAGGGACCUCCGUCGAUUUUGUAUACCGCAUUGAAUAUGCGAAGAAUAUUAAUUAAACGAUUCGUGGAUCGUCGAAGGUGUAUACAUUUAAGACUAAAUACUUCUGUUCCAUCAAACAAUUCAGCAUCGUUGAAAAUUCAAUGUCGAAAAAUUGCUGAAUUAUAACUUCGAUAUGAAACAAAGUGAGAUUUGUUAAUAAGUGAAUCGCGAUUUUCUUUUAUGCGAAACAAGCAUUUUUUAUAUCGUGUGAUAUCGAAAAUUAGUUUUUUGCUAGAGACAGAUUAAAUCUGCACCGAUUUUCAUAGAAAUUUCACGAACUUGACAAACACGCUCGUACGACCGGCAGUUUCGUAGCGAUCGAAAUAUCGCAAGAUACGAACGAACAAUCGAUCGAGCAUUAAAUUGAUUCCACUCGGCGACGUAUAAUGUAACACGAUCAUCACGUAACGUACGAUAAAUACAAUCGAUUUUCCAAGUACAUAAUCGAUGGAAGGAUCGAAUGUUUCACCGGCUCUCAAGCAAGCUCAGAGAGUAGCAAUUAAAAAUAAAACACCUGAAAAUCACAAGAAACGAGAGAAUGGAAUCUUUCGACGAUAAUGUCGUUAAUUACGAAAUUAUUGUAAAAUUUUCAUUCACGUUGCUUUUUCCCUUCGAUAGAAAAUGUUGCAUCAUUAAUCGUUAAAAUUUGCACUCUGCAAUAUUCCCAUUGUUUCCCAUCCUUGAUACGUCACAAUAUCGUUUGAAACUGGGUGAAAAGUUCGAUUCUUGCACCGAAUCAUACGUUACAAAUUUGUACGAAGGAAGGAUGAAUAAAUCCUGCUUUCAAAAUCAUGGAAACAUUCCUAAUGGAUCUUUAAUCUUCGUUCGAUCGAACGAGUAUUAACGAUGAAAUUUUCACGGCCGCGUCCUGCGCGAUAUGCAAAUAACGGCAACGCCAUUCGCGAGUGAGUAAGAACAUUUUCGUGUGCAUGCGUGUGUACGGUCUUUGUAUGUGUGCGUCCCCGCGUAUGUAUCUUCGAGUACGAGUACACGAGCUAUUCGGAACGCAUUUGAUAAGAAACGAAAAAGGAGAAUAAAAAGAAAAACGUAAGUAAGAUAAAGUAACGUAAGAGAAAAAAAAACAAAGUAUUACGAAGUUAGAGAAAGUAAGUCACACGGGACUUUAUCCCGAUCGGAGAUUGAAAAAUCGUGCGCAGAAGGGGAAAAGUCGUCGUUAUGCCAUUAGAUACGCACAGUGAAGCUUGAUAUUUGAUGAGUCGACAGAUGCUUGUGAAUUUUUAUAAUUUAGAAUUUUUAACGAAUGUUCGUUCUGUAUACUUUAGCUACUAACGUGUACUUGUAAAUUGAACUUAAAUCUGCGAAGAGAUCGAUGCGACCUAAUAAGACGAUAUUUAAUCAACGCAGAGAUCUUAGUGCCAUCGAUUGUAUAUAAUUAUAAUCGAUUGUAAAAGAUUAAUUUUCUUGCAUUUGUAUCGCACAAAUUUUUAUUUUUGUCCCAUUUGAAGCUAUUUGUUAACUAUCAAAGCUUCGAGCCAUUUAUUGCAUUAAUAGUUUAAUAAUUGCAUUGAAGAUAAAUAAGGUAUAAAGCAAACCAGUGAUACUCGAUUGACGCAAUUUUUCUACCUGUGUUUCAGACGUACGUGGUAUAAAGAAUAAAGCAAAAGCUAUAGAAUCUAUUGUUUUCGUGUGUAAAAUAAAACGACGAUUUUUCCCGAUGUAACAACACAAAGUGUCUAUUUCGAUCUUCGAUCGGGAUUCCGUUUGUCAGAGUGCAUGUGUGUAAAAAUCGAAGAAGAUUCGUGUAAAGUCUUCGGCUCGAUAUACUUGCUCAUCGCUAAUCACGUCUCAUCAUCCAUAGUAAUAUAUCCACGAUACGGUAACGAUAAAGUAAAUAAGAAGACAUGUCUAUAAGCAUCUGUAAGCUAUUGGUACUAUUAAUGGUCGUUAACGCGGUUAGGGUGGCGCAGACACGUUGUAGGGAAAUUCCAUUUUCGUGGGAUGGGAGAAAGGACGAAAGCGGAAAAGGAAACGAUAGAAAAUUAAUUUAACGUCGAUAUUCGCUGUUCACUAUUUGUAAGAUUCGACAAGGUAAAUACAA